Molecule: messenger RNA, 1800 nt
Organism: Cylicocyclus nassatus
Lineage: Eukaryota; Metazoa; Nematoda; Chromadorea; Rhabditida; Strongylidae
Source: the annotation of a GenBank genome assembly
AUGCCCGAUCCCGUUCGACCCGAACCCUCUACUAAUCAGUCCGAAGCCUACACGAUUCCAGAACCGCAAAACGCGACGGAUGAGGUGGUCCAUAUUCGUCGCGAGGAUCUCGACAAUAUUCUCACCAGCGUAUCGACUCCCGCUCUUCAACUGCAGGCGCUCCAGCCGACUUCAUCGCAGAAACCGACUUUUACCAAGCCUGGUUUAAGUCGGCAAUAUGAUUUCAACGCCAAUCUGCUAUCCAUUCUUUCGCCGAUAGCCGACAUCGCCCCCGAAGAUUUUGACAUCAAGCAGCAGCUCACCAAAGUGGUCGAGCUCUUGACGCAAAGGAACCAACUGCUUACGGUCGCGGACUCCAAUCCAGAUGUUUGGGAGUUCUACGACCACCAUAAGAAGGCAGAAUCCAUGGAAGCCUCCAAUCCGAUUUUGGCGGCAUUUCUUCGUGAGAAGAAAAAGAAAGAAGAGAGGAAGCCGCCUGACCCUUCACACCAUUCGCACCGCAGCAGCCCAGAGCCCCCAGAGCAAUGUGCUACAACUGUGGUGGAUUUGGCCACUUUCGAAACACCUGCACCCUCCCAGCCAAGGGAAAAUCAGGAAAUUGAACGGCUUCUAGUUUCCCAUUCUAUUGUACAAGUGCCAGACUCCGAUCUCAGCGGGACGAGAAUCAAUCCUUUAUCAGUAGCUAAAGAGGUCAAGAAGAAGUGGAAGGCAGUAGUCUCAGCUAUAGCAGAAAAGCAAAUGCAAGCAACGGCACUGUCGUUCAGAUGGCCUUUGAAUCAGAAGGAGACGGCCGAGCUAAAAGAUGGGCGACAGAGCACGCUCUGGCGAUUGACGCCUUCUCCAACGAAGCUCGCAGCUAUUGGCAGUCUGAAUUUUUAUGAUCUCCUCGAUCGCAAACGAAGAAAAGCGGGGAGUACGGCUACCCUGGCCUCACAAAGCGGUCUAAAAGCAGUCGCGUCCAUAAUCGAUUCUUGCAUUGACCAAUCAGUGUCUACGGGCACCCUCACCAUAUAUAAAAGGGUUAAGAAGAACUUCAUCACCUUCAUCGGGAAGUUCAAUGUACCGCUCACAGCACUACCUCAACUUCGCAACGUAUUCAUCGCGCAUUUGAUAGAAACGGGCAAAUCCAGAUCUCUUGGAUAUCACAUUUCCGCCUUAAAUCAUUUCUUUGGGCCUCUUACUGGCGACGAUUUAGAAGUACAGAAAGCACUGCUAAGCAUGGCGACCAGGAAGGGCCCCCCUGUCAGACAUAGGAAAAAGGCAUCAGAAGAAGACGUCAAUCAUGUCAUAACAUGGGCAUUGAAAGCUCAAACCAAUUCCGCUCUGAGAGGUGCCAUGAUGAUACUGUUCGCCUUCUCCGCUUUCCUACGACUUAGCGAGGUUUGUAAUCUGCACUUCUCCGAUCUAUCAUACCAGGGAUCCUCCAUCUGGUGGUUGCUUAUUCAAAAAUCAAAGACGGAUCAAAAACGAGAAGGCAAGACGGUGGCUUUUUAUUGGAACAGCGUUGCCAAGGACCUAUGGGAUCACUACUGCGAUGCCUUUCCGCCGUCCUCUCCUUCCAGCUUUAUUUUCAGCAGCAGAAGCGGAUCCGCUAUUACGAGGGACUUUGCCGCACGCCAAAUCCAGAAGACUUUGGGAGAGGCCGGACUCGGAUCAAAGAAGCUUACUUCACACUCAUUCCGCGGAGGCGCGGCCACCAACGCGCUCAAGAAAGGAUUGGACGCUCAAUCAGUUAUGCUCGCAGGUCGAUGGAAAUCAUUCAACUCUUUUCAGGCCUACAUUGGCCCUUUACCCGUCUGA